CUGGAAUCGAGCUUACUUCCCCUCCGACCCUCUACUACUCUAGGUACAUCACAUGAAAGAAAACAUUAUACAGCCUCCUAGAACUUGGAGCUUUCCGCACAAACAACCUGGUCUUCAAGCUGAACGACUACAAUAUGUCUCCAAAACCCCGCGCGAUCCUGGUCGCUGCGACCCUGCUGGCCCUGACAGCCGCCGCACCCAGCACGAUGCAGCUCAUGCCGAGGAGCUACACCCGCUCGUGUCAGGGCUGCUACCUGAGUGACACCAAGUACCUAUUUUGCUACUGCAACGACGCCGGUGGCCGGCGCGUCGGGACCGAGAUCGAUCUGGAUUGGUGCGUCACCAACCAGGGAGGGCGGCUGGUGGCCAAGGCAAAUGGCAACUUUUCCAAAAGCUGUAAUCAUGAGCGUUGGGUAGAGGGCAGCACUAAUGUGUUGACCGCGUCCUGUGGUGAUGGUAGGGGCGGGGUGAGGGAUAGUUCGAUCAACCUGGAUGAUUUUAUUCACAACAACAACGGCCUCUUGACAUGCCAUGGGAUUCAGGGCGUGGAGGGGCAGGUUCCAGGGGGUCCGGGAUGCCCUUAUCCCCAUACAAUUUGCUAGAGGGAUUUUCUGAUGCCCAGGAGAUAGGGGCGAGCGCGGGGCAGACUUUACCGUUGUUUAAGAUGGCUGCAUGAUUGUGCCAGCCGGUGGUGUCUGUUGAGUUUUAGGGGUGUUUGUCGGCUUUUACGAAUCUAACACGCCAUAUAUCAUUGCCGUGGCUUAUGUACUUCAAAGAGCUCUAUAUCUUGCUAUAAGUGCGUCUUUAUGCGAGCAAAACACCAGA
Molecule: messenger RNA, 825 nt
Organism: Pyricularia grisea
Lineage: Eukaryota; Fungi; Ascomycota; Sordariomycetes; Magnaporthales; Pyriculariaceae
Exons: 3
Coding region: 135-602 (155 amino acids)
Source: RefSeq, a predicted model, not a curated record